Messenger RNA from Phanerochaete carnosa HHB-10118-sp, 363 nucleotides. RefSeq lists its product as uncharacterized. The annotation marks the transcript as partial. NCBI's taxonomy places the organism in Eukaryota, Fungi, Basidiomycota, Agaricomycetes, Polyporales, Phanerochaetaceae. The transcript has a single exon. The record is from RefSeq and is a predicted model, not a curated record.
UUCACCAAGACAGUAAAUGAGCUGCUCUUCUUGACCAAUAUGCACUCCUGUAACAAAGGCUGUAAGAACAACAAGUAUGGUACCUGCAAAAGCAGAUUUCCUCGUCCAAUCCUACUAGAAACUCAGGUAGAUCCAAAGACAGGUGCCCUGAGCUUGAAGAAAGGAGAGGUCAUGCUCAACACCUUCUUGCCUGUGCUUACAUAUCUUAUGAGAUGCAACACUGAUGUCACAAGCUUACUAUCUGGUACAGCUAUCAAGUCUGUUGUAGCUUAUGUCACAGAUUAUAUUACCAAGUCACCAUUGAAGACACACACCAUGUUUGAAGCUGUGAAGAGGAUAUUUGCCAGAGAGUCAGAGAUGUUA